Molecule: messenger RNA, 1805 nt
Organism: Olea europaea var. sylvestris
Lineage: Eukaryota; Viridiplantae; Streptophyta; Magnoliopsida; Lamiales; Oleaceae
Product: calcineurin B-like protein 2
Exons: 10
Coding region: 765-1502 (245 amino acids)
Biological process (GO): calcium-mediated signaling
Molecular function (GO): calcium ion binding; kinase binding
Source: RefSeq, a predicted model, not a curated record
AUUUAAUGAAUGUGUCGAAGACGUGUAGUGUCAAUACUUUUUUGAAAAAUCGCGUGUCGACUUAUCCAACCCAGUCGGUGCAUCAUAGCCGUAUAAUCACAGACAUGGACUUGGAGGUGAAUCUGUAAUGGGUUUGUAAUAAGCCUUUGAAUCACAUAAUUGUGAAAUUAAAGUAAUAAUUGCUUGUUUAGGAAUUUGAAUGGCUAUAGUAAAUGCUUUCAAAUGUACAGUUGACUCUCUCAUGGCCUCAUGCCAUAUAAAUUUCAAAGAUAGCUACACAUCUGAACAUUAAUGCAUACUCAGCUCAGGAAUUUUCUUGAUGAAACACUUUCACAAUCUAGAGUUUGAUUUAUCUUUUAAGUGUCGACUGGAACCCCAAAUGGGGAAUUAUGGCCAAAGUCAAAAAAUAUACUUUUGAUGUCAUUAAUGCUCACUGUUCACUUCGCUCUAAUUUGGCACUGCUGUAUUGUCGUUUACUGUUAUAUGAAAUGCUGAACCAUCAUACCCGGAGAUGUCACUUAUUGCAUUGUGUAAAUUCAGGAAAAAGCACCUUUAAGCCCUAACUGUAGUGUCAUGCAGAACAGGUCUUUCCUAAUGGUUGAGGUACAAAAUAACAAAAUAAAUGGAUGAAGGGACUGCUUAUGAUCUUCAGAACACUUAAUGCACCCAUAUGUGGAAUAUCAAUUCUGUCGAGUUAGAAUGGCCAAAACAAAUUCCAACCUUAACUGAACCUGAAUGGAGCAUAUUGAUUCCCAGAAAAGAUCAUGGUGCAGUGCUUAGACGGAGUGAAGCAUCUGCUUUCUGCUGUUGUGAAUUGCUGCGAUUCUGAAAUAUAUAAGCAACCAGGGGGCCUGGAAAAUCCUGAAGCUCUCGCAAGGGAGACUGUGUUCAGUGUCAGUGAAAUAGAAGCAUUGUAUGAAUUAUUUAAGAAGAUCAGCAGUGCUGUGAUUGAUGAUGGGCUCAUCAACAAGGAAGAGUUCCAACUUGCUUUAUUUAAAACAAACAAAAAGGAGAGUUUGUUUGCUGAUCGGGUAUUUGAUUUGUUUGACAAAAAACACAAUGGGAUAUUAGACUUUGACGAGUUUGCGCGCGCUCUUUCAGUCUUUCACCCCAAUGCUCCCAUUGAAGAUAAAAUUGAUUUUUCAUUCCAAUUAUAUGAUCUCAAGCAGCAAGGAUUCAUUGAAAGACAGGAGGUAAAGCAAAUGGUAGUGGCCACACUUGCAGAAUCUGGCAUGAAUCUUUCUGACGAUGUAAUAGAAAGUAUUAUCGACAAGGGUUCUUGCGGGGUCAAAUCAUGUGCUUUCCAUGUCAAAGCCAUUCUUACUGAUUUGACUUUUGAGGAAGCUGACACCAAACAUGAUGGGAAAAUUGACAAAGAAGAGUGGCGGAAUCUUGUAAUGCGACAUUCAUCUCUCUUGAAGAAUAUGACUCUUCAAUACCUCAAAGACAUUACCACCACAUUCCCGAGCUUUGUAUUUCACUCUCAAGUCGAUGAUACCUAAAUUCAAGAGGUCUCUAGUCUCUCAGACCCAGGAAGUAAUGGUUUUUCACAUCUAGACAAUAUUUUGUUCUGUGUUCGAGGUCUACAAAGAAAAACAUCUGCCUAUUAUGGUGAUUGGGAAUUCUUUUGUUCAUUUGAUAAGUGGUGAAAUGAUGACUUUAUAUUUCCUUUUUCUAAGACUAAACAUUGUAGUUAUUAUGUAUUAGGCUUUUAGUUUGAACCAAUGCUCUGUAUAUACUCUCUUUGGUUUGGCUUUAAAUUGGAGAAAAUGAAUGAGGUAUAUAAAACAUUAUUUAGCUGGCAA